AUGGUUUUCAAGCCCUUCACCAUCGCUGCAGCUCGUCAGAGCUUUGCACGAAACUUCGUCAAUGGAUACGCUCAAUCUGCCGUCGCCGCUGCCCAGUCCUCCUACGCUACCACUACAUCAUUCCCUCUCUCUCGUCUAGGCCAGAACACUCCCUCUAAGAUCCAGGCUGUCUUCAAUGGUCCUAAUAGUGGCAACCGGUCUAAAUUCGCCAGAGGCAGUGAUCACCUGGGGCAUCAACACUCCAUCUUUAACAAAGAUGGCGAUCGCUCCUUGAAAUAUCCGGAGAGACUCCAACCUACACAUGCUUCUAUAUCCUUGCAGCUCCAGCAGGAGCUCGAGAAGAAGGAUGUCGGUCCUCCGUCUCCGGAAUUGAAGCCUCGUGCUUCGUCCAUGUCGACGGUUCGGGACUACCCAACUCUGGAAGAACCUGAUAGGCUUUCUCUUGACAGCUUGGAAGUUGCAAUCGAGGAGGAUGAGUUUGUUGCCACUGCUCCGGCGAAAGCUGCAGUAGUCGGAAACAAUCUCCAAACUGUUCCCGAGGUCGCUGAAGUGAAAGCUGAAGCUACUUCUUCGGAAACCGCUCCGAAAGUUGCUGCUGCUACUGCUACGAAAGAUGCCGCGUCUGCUUCAGCACCCGGCGAGGUUGCGGAGACCGCAUCCGAGACUAGUGACAUUACUGUGGUCAAUAGCUCGAGUACGACCUCCACAUACGUCGUCAAGGAUUACAUUCAGCUCUUUGAUAACAUGAAGCUUGCCGAACAAUACGACCAGAUCCCUCUCGCUUUCAGGGAAAUGGUCGACAAUGGCAUCGUUCCAACUACUGAUGCGUACAACUACUUGCUUCAUGCUUUCACUCAGAUCCCUUUGAUGGGCCAUGAGCGUAUCAGCCGUGUCAUGAAUGUCUAUGCUGAGAUGAUGGAGCGCAAAAUGGUCCCGUCUCAUUACACUUACAGCAUUGUCAUUGGGACGCUCGCUGAUCAGGCAACUCGGGUUCAAGACCACGCUAAGGAGGCUGACGUUAAGGUCAAGCGUUUUGGUUUCUCUCUCUCCAGCCCUGCCCAGGCUUACAAUAACAUGUCCGAUAAACACUUCUCGUUGGCAACCGACAUCUAUGGCACCGCUCUAACGCUUAAGCACCGUCUGACCCCCGAGUCCCUCAAUAUGCUCCUUCAAGCCUCGGCACAGAAGGAUCGUAGUGACAUGUUUGCCCCAAUUCUCGCAAAGAUGGAGGAACUGAGCUUGCAACCCACCAUUCCUUCCUACCGUGAGAUGAUCCGAAGUUUCGGCCGAGCCAAGGACCUCUAUUCCGCCAUUGACACCUACAACGUUGCAACGGACGCUAAAUCUUCCUUCGGAGGAUUGACCAAUGCUUCGAAGCAAAAGAUGGUUGACUCGCUGGUUUACGCCUACUUCUCCUCCGGAGAGGUUAGUGAAGGUUUAGUCUACGUGCAACGUCUUCUCGAACAUGGAACCGAAACUACCGCUCUUUGCGUCUCUGUCGUCAAGUCUUACCUCUCUAUCCGCAACUAUGACGCUGCUGUCGAAUGGACUACCGGUUUGAACGCCUCCGAGCCGAAGGAAGCUGCUGUUUUGAAUCAGGUUUGCACCGAAGCUGCUGAUGCUGGAAAUGCUGAAGCUGCUAAGGUCAUCUACGAAAAAUUGUCCAAGUCCCAGAGUGCUUUGAGUACCGCCACUUACUCCAGUCUCGUCGCCAUGAGUCUCCGAAACAAGGAUCUUGAUGCUGCUGAAAAAUUCUUCAGAGAAGCCGAGUCGUUGCCCAACUUCUUGGUUAGCGAAACCGGUUUACAUCUGGCUACCAUGUUUGCGGUUGUUGGCGCGGAGCUUGACAAAUUGGACUACGGAAUGGACGUCUACCGCCGAAUCGUCGAGAGAUUCCACUCUGCCAGCCAGCCGUUGAAAGCCCAGGCCAUGACCUCCGUCCACGCCAUCUUUGAUAACUUGAACUCCUUGGACCUCAUCACACAACGACAAAGCUUGAAUAUCUUGCACUUGAUUAACCACCUCGGCAUGCCAAUCCCGGAUGUUGCAAUCGCUCGCAGGCUUCUCAAGUCCUUCGAAGGUGUCCCCAUGGAUAGUCUCUCCCCGGCCGAUUUCCACCUCUUGGUCAUCCCACAAGCCGUUGUCUCUCUCCACCCUGAGGCCAGCAAGAAGGACGCCCAGAAGAUUUUCUCCAUGGCUCAGCUCGCUCACCAAUUCCAAUUGCCACUAUGGAACUUCCCAGCUCACGUCGUCGAAUCUGUCCAGGAAUAUGCUAUGCCCCCCGUUGCUCCCCAGGAAAUACCUUACCCGACUCCAGUUAGCGCUGGAGCCGAGAAUGCUGCUUUCCCCUGGUCUGCCGCUCCAUCUAAUGAACACGCUCCUACCCCAAUGGCACAGCACGAUCCUCUUGAUGAAAUCGACCCCCACCAGGCUACUCUCGAUCUUGAAGGUUCUAACGCAUUUAUGGCUAGAUUGGAAGGCCGAACAAGCCCUCCUCUUCGUGCUACGGAAAUCGUCAACAGGUUCAAUCUUCUCAAGGGUCACCGUCACUACCAACCACAGGUUAUUGCUCGCGCUAUCGGAAGUAUCGCUCGUCAAGAGGGAUACGGCGAGAAGCGUCUUGGUGCUUGCGUCAACAUCUUCAACCAGGCCCUCAAGGAUAUGCCCCUUCUCAAGGAAUACCGCAAGGCCAGGUACGGUUGGUACUUGAUGUACGAUGCCAUGAUUGCUGCCUGUCUUCACCUUGAACGUCUUGACCUCGCCCGCAAAUACCACCAGGAAAUGCUUGAGUUCGGAGCUUCGCCCUCUGCCAACACCUACGGUCUUUACAUUGUCCAGCUUAAGGGAUCCCAUGGCAACUUUGAUGAAGCAUCUGAGGCCAUCAAGAUCUUCGAGCAGGCCAAGGCUGAGGGUAUCGCACCAACUUCUUUCCUCUACAAUGCAUUGAUUGGCAAGCUAUCCAAGGCUCGUCGUAUCGAUGACUGUCUCUCGUACUUCUCGGAAAUGCGUGCCAACAACAUCAAGCCAACCAGUGUUACCUACGGUACCAUUGUCAAUGCUCUGUGCCGCGUUAGCGACGAACGUUUUGCCGAAGAACUCUUCGCUGAGAUGGAGGCCAUGCCAAACUACAAGCCACGACCAGCCCCAUAUAACAGCAUGAUCCAAUUCUUCGUCCAUACUAAGCACAACCGCACCAAGGCUCUGUACUACUACGAGCGAAUGAGGAGCUUGAACAUUGCACCAACAUCUUUCACUUAUAAGCUCCUCAUCGAAGCUCACGUUACCUGCGACCCACCAGACCUCAAGUCUGGCGAGGACAUCAUCCGCCAGAUGCGCGCCGAACGUGUCCUCGUCGAGGCUCAACACCAUGCCGCCAUUAUCCACGCCAAGGGAUGUGUUCUCGGAGACGUUGCCGGAGCUCGAGAGAGCUUUGACAAGGCCCUCCGUGACCCAUCUGUCAAGGCCGAUACCACCGUUUUCCAAGCCUAUAUCGAAUCUCUCGUUGCCAACCACCGUGUCCGCGAAACCCCCGAGAUCGUUGCUCUUAUGCAAGCCAAGCACAUCCAGAUGACACCUUAUAUUGCCAACCCACUCAUCCACGGAUGGGCUUUGGAAGGUGAGAUCGAAAAGUCUAGGAUGUUGUAUGAUUCGCUCUACCCGGACCCAUCCCGCGGACAUUCCGCCAACAAGAGGGAGCCGAGCACAUACGAGGCUAUGACACGAGCAUUUUUGGCUGUCAGCGAUCACGAUUCCGCGAUGGGAGUUGUGAACGAGAUGGCUUCAAGGAGCUACCCUCCACCAGUUAUGACGAGGGUCCUUGAUCUCAUUCGUGGCGGUCAUGAAGCUUAG
Molecule: messenger RNA, 3849 nt
Organism: Orbilia oligospora ATCC 24927
Lineage: Eukaryota; Fungi; Ascomycota; Orbiliomycetes; Orbiliales; Orbiliaceae
Exons: 1
Coding region: 1-3849 (1282 amino acids)
Molecular function (GO): protein binding
Source: RefSeq, a predicted model, not a curated record